UAAGUUAGUGUGUACAUAACGAUGUAACUGUUAUACUAUGUGUCUGCUGUUAUACCAUGUCUGCCGUGAUACUAUCUGCGUGUGUGUGAGUGGUAAAAGUGAAAGAUUGUACAUGAGGUACAGAGAGAGAAGAGCGUGCUGUGUUUUAGAACACUUGUCUUACACCAGUUCAACUCAGGUCUAAGCUUUUUACUGAACGGCUUCUUUUUCAAUAUUUGGAUAAUAAUACAAUGUGUUUCAGCUAAAUAGCUAGCAGUUAAUCAUUUUUAUACUGCUGUCAAGUGUCAUAUAACACAUAUCUUUUUUUUUUUGGGCCUUUACAUUCUAAUAAUCAAGUCUUUAGUUGUGGACAUUUACAUUACAAUUGUCAAAUCAUUAGUUGUGGACAUUUACAUUACAAUUGUCAAGUCAUUAGUUGUGGACAUUUACAUUACAAUAGCCAAGUCAUUAGUUGUGGACAUUUACAUUACAAUAGUCAUAUCAUUAAUAGUGGACAUUUCCAUUAGAAUAAUCAAGUAAUUAUUUGUGAACAUUUAGGCCUACAUUCUAGGUCAUUAGGAGUGGACAUUUCCAUUACAAUAGUCGUUAUUUGUGUGCCUACACAUUGGAGCAUCCAAUCAUUAGUUGUGGAUCUACCCAUCAGCUGACUUCCAAUAAGACAAAUUGUAGAGCUGCACAUGUGAGUCAAGUCAUUGAGUGUGUGAGUCUCGCUAGAGGACUUCUGGUUCUACACUUCUAGGUCAAUGUGUCCUCCACAGUUGUCCACGUCUGCGGGGCAUUGCUGCAAGUAUCUCAUUCAUAUCACGAAUUUUAGAAGCAAAAACAAGAACUUUGGAUGAAAGUCAAUUCUAGCCGAUGUUAUUUUCUAAACACAUUAAAAGAGUGUCAUCAACAUAGACCUACAACUCAGUUUGAUGCCGAGGUAACAGAGAGACCUGAGUAUUCUAUCAACUACAAUGUCCAAUGUAACGACCACAACAACUUCCACAUUGACCACAGCAACCAGUCUCGUGAAUACAACGUCAACUACACCUCAAAGCAGCAGCAACCAUUCGGAAAGAACAACUACUGCAGCAGCUACAACAGAACUAACUUCCACCACAACAUCAACAACAACUCAGUCGACCCAGCCAACAACAACACGUCCCGCUUUAUGUCCAGAACUUAAUAAUAUGACCACCUCUACUGAACAGAAUGAUCCAACAACUACCAGAAAACCAAUCUACUUACUCAGCACGACUCAUCGCAGUAGCGGCAUAGUGGUCAGAGUACAGUGUCCGUGGGCAGACUCCAGCUACAAACCCACAUAUCUUCUAUGCCAGAGUAAUGGACAGUGGAACAGCAGCCUGCCGUAUUGUUAUGAAUCUUUUGAGUUGUCGUCCUACAAAUUAUUUUUUGCUCUCGGUGGUGGCGCUUUGGGUCUUAUUGUUCUUGUUCUAAGUAUCAUUUACUGUUCUUUGUUAAGGGAGGACCGAAGGAAGUCGUCCAGGCAGUCCUCGGAUGUAUCUGACACAACAGAAACCAAGCAAGUGGACCCUUAUCAUAUUGGAGACAGAUUGUAUUCCAAUCCUUCAUCUUCAGGAGACUCUACUCCCAGUAAUUCGACGUAUUCCAAACAAGCCAUUUUUAGCACUCACGUGAAUCCAUCUUUUUACGAGGAUGAUUAUGAUAGAUGGAAGAAAGAAGAAGAUACAGAGAGAUUGUAUGACUCUCCCUGGCCUCAACAUCGAGGCUUGAAAGUUCAGAGUGAGACUGACAACUUUAAAUGGAGUCAGUCAAAUUUAAACAAUCUCGCUAAUACAGGAUUCCAGAAAAUUCCUCGAGGGUUUGUAUCACUAGAUCAAAUCUCGUUUUCAUCAGAAGAUUCAACUGGCCAGGAAUCGACUACGAAAUCGGUUGAUCCUUUGUACGCCUCAAAGUCGAGUUUCCAGUCACAAACAUUGCACGGCGUGAAACGUUACAGACGCAUGAAAUCCAAAGAAUUGACGACGAAUACACUGCCCAGUCAACUAGGCAGCAGCACAUUGGAGGACUCCAGCAUUGGAGUAACAAAUCUUUAAGAGAGAAACAAAAAACUGACAUGUGUCAUGAGAAACUAUCUGUGUAUAAACUUCAAAUAUUUUUAUAAAAAUCCUAACAAAAUUUUAUAACAUGUAUAACUGGAAGAGAAAUAAAAACU
Messenger RNA from Biomphalaria glabrata, 2179 nucleotides. RefSeq lists its product as uncharacterized. The coding region runs from base 957 to 2060 and encodes 367 amino acids. The transcript is spliced from 9 exons. The record is from RefSeq and is a predicted model, not a curated record. Lineage: Eukaryota; Metazoa; Mollusca; Gastropoda; Planorbidae.